Aphanomyces astaci is the source of this 597-nucleotide messenger RNA. RefSeq lists its product as hypothetical. Bases 1 to 597 code for a protein of 198 amino acids. The record is from RefSeq and is a predicted model, not a curated record. The transcript is spliced from 2 exons. Lineage: Eukaryota; Oomycota; Saprolegniomycetes; Saprolegniales; Verrucalvaceae.
AUGGUGGGGUGGGGGUGCAUCACGUUGCUGUGUGUGCUGUCGCAAGUGACGUUAACUAUGACGGAGUGGUUCAUGAGGGUGUGUGGGCCAGUGAAGCUCCGACCUCCGUCCUCUAUGGAUAGAUCAACGUUUGCGCUGCUGCUGGUGCCGCCUUAUCGGUCCACCUUCGAGAUAUUUACCUCUGUGUUAAAAGCACCGGUGCCCACCUUCUUUGACGUCACGUCUGUGGAUCGCAUGCUUCUCGUCCGGCUUGGACCAAAAAUCGACUCGACUUUGCUGCAUUACAUCUUGUACUUGGUCGAGUUUCACUUUGCCUUGUUCGCAGUGCUAUUCGUGUGCGCCCAGGCUAAGCGAAGCUAUAACGCCACCACCAACGAACUCUACCGAAUGGACGGCGUGACUCGGUCGCCGCUUGUUUUGCGCGGUGAGGACUUGUAUCAUGUCAGUCUGCUGCUCUGCGAAAGUGAUAACGGCAGACAUCGAUGCCACUUUACUUGCUUGAACCUUGCGAUAACGCAGCAGUGCUCCCCACGCGACGAAGGCUUCGAUGUCGGCUCCAACUUGCUUGGCUACCGUUUCGAUUCUUUUGACAAGUGA